Molecule: messenger RNA, 1943 nt
Organism: Trichoplusia ni (cabbage looper)
Lineage: Eukaryota; Metazoa; Arthropoda; Insecta; Lepidoptera; Noctuidae
Gene: phtm
Product: cytochrome P450 306a1
Exons: 8
Coding region: 271-1890 (539 amino acids)
Biological process (GO): xenobiotic metabolic process
Cellular component (GO): intracellular membrane-bounded organelle; cytoplasm
Molecular function (GO): oxidoreductase activity, acting on paired donors, with incorporation or reduction of molecular oxygen, reduced flavin or flavoprotein as one donor, and incorporation of one atom of oxygen; iron ion binding; heme binding
Source: RefSeq, a predicted model, not a curated record
GUAUAAAAAAAUCUUAACAGACAUAAUAUAUCUGGAAAGGUCCAACAUAAAUAUUAACUAUCUACAAUUUGAAAAACAAAUGAUUUCUUCCAAUUUAAAUUCCGAAUUUUGAUUCCGAUGACUUGAUCUUGUGAUGACUGGAUUGAGAGCAGUCGGUAGGUGUCGGGCCACGUGACAAGACCUCUUCCGAUAGUGAUUGUGAUUUAUGCCAUUAAAAAACAGUAACAGUACAGUACCACAAAACAACUUAGCUGUAAAACACCGUUCGAAAUGGAUUUUUUCUUUUUAUGGCUGGUCACGUUCGUCGCUGGAUUUUGGAUUUUUAAAAAACUAAAACAAUGGCAGAGUCUACCGCCUGGUCCUUGGGGCCUGCCAGUGGUCGGCUAUUUGCCGUUCCUAGAUCGCUAUCAGCCACAUUUGACUCUGACUAAACUGUCCAAGGAGUAUGGCCCGAUAUAUGGGAUUGGUAUGGGCAGUGUGUAUGCUGUCGUGUUAUCAGAUCAUAAGCUAGUGAGAGACGCUUUUGCUAAGGAGAACUUUUCUGGGAGAGCACCUUUGUACUUAACUCAUGGGAUAAUGCGAGGAAACGGUAUUAUUUGUGCGGAGGGAGCUUUAUGGAAGGAUCAAAGAAAGCUGAUAACAACGUGGCUGAAAAGUUUCGGCAUGAGUAAACACAGUGUGUCGCGGGAAAAGUUGGAAAAGCGAAUCGCCUCAGGGGUCUACGAACUCUUAGAAAAUGUCGAAAAGGCUUCCGGUUCACCGAUGGAUCUCCCUCGAAUGUUAUCAAACUCUUUAGGAAAUGUGAUCAACGAAAUUAUAUUCGGGUUCAAGUUCCCUCCCGAAGAUAAAACAUGGCACUGGUUCAGGCAAAUUCAAGAAGAAGGCUGUCACGAAAUGGGUGUCGCUGGCGUCGUUAACUUUUUACCUUUUAUUCGGUUCAUUUCAUCCUCAACUCGAAAAACAAUGGAUAUUCUGACACGUGGUCAAGCGCAAACACACAGGCUAUAUGCAAGUAUCAUUGAACGACGACGUAGAAUGCUUGAACUGACGCCGCCAAAGGAAGCGGCGUACGCCCUGCAUGACAAUCUGUUUAACGAGCAUCCAGAGGGCCAUAUAAAAUGCGUUAAGUACAGCAAGCACGCGCUUAGUAACGAAGAACAUUACUUCGAUCCGAAGAUCUUAAUCCCAUCGGACGGGGAUUGUAUCCUUGACAAUUUUCUCGCUGAACAAAAACGAAGGUUCGACAAAGGGGAGGAAGCAGCCAAGUUCAUGACAGAUGAACAGAUGCUUUUCCUACUAGCGGACAUGUUUGGGGCUGGCCUCGAUACAACCUCCGUAACUCUAUCAUGGUUCUUAUUAUACAUGGCCCUUUAUCCAGACGAACAGGAACUAGUACGCAAAGAAAUCCUAUCGGUUUACCCCGAUGACGGGGAAAUAGAUGGAUCCAUGCUGCCUUACCUCAGCGCUGCGAUAUGCGAGACCCAACGCAUACGAUCGAUCGUGCCCGUCGGGAUUCCCCAUGGAUGUCUCGAAGAUACGUACAUAGGAAACUACAGAAUCCCAAAAGGCACAAUGGUGAUACCGUUACAAUGGGCCAUACAUAUGGAUCCGAACGUGUGGGAGGAUCCUGAAGAAUUCAGGCCGAGCAGAUUCCUAGCGCCUGAUGGAAGCCUGAUUAAACCUCCAGAAUUUAUACCGUUUCAGACAGGCAAACGCAUGUGUCCCGGCGACGAGUUAUCCCGAAUGCUCGCGAGCGGUUUAGUCGCGCGACUAUUUCGUCGCAGGCGCGUGCGGCUUGCCUCGGACCCGCCGUCCGCCGAAGACAUGCGGGGUACAGUCGGAGUGACCCUCGCCCCGCCCCCGGUCCUCUUUUAUUGCGACUCUGUAUAAUUACUUUGUGAUCGGUUUUAAAGCAAUUUGAGAAAUUAAAUGAGUAUAGUGAA